CGUCUCCAUGGUUACACUGGUAAAUAGAGAGGUGAAAAUCGUUGGGAAAGCGACGGCUUUUAAUUGAAAUACGAAAAUGAGCGUGUCUGUCACUCGCACGAUUCCUAAAAAAACGGAUAAAGUUGUUAGGCGGCAACGGGUUUAUGACUACUUGUACGAUCCAGUUUACACGGUGUCAUCGGAGGUAGACCAUGCCAGGUCCAGCCUCAAGGCCUAUGCGUCUAAGGACCGAGUCCAGAGAGUGCCUGAGUUUGACUCUAUGUUCAGUAACUUGUCCCACCACCCACGGUAUACUCUUCAGCUGGACCAUACAGACCCAGUACCGGCAUCUAUUGAUCGCCGCUGGCGAGGCCACACGGAACAGCGCAAAGAGGCACUGCAACAGCUGGCUGGGGUUAUUCCAAAAGCUCAGUUAUGGCUGAAAAGGGAGGAGUGCCAUGUGACUGGAGCUGAUCGCUGGAAAUACUUUAAACGCCCUCUAAUUCCCUUCACACAGCAGGUUCCUCCGGAUGUGAUUUUUGCUUUGCCAAAAGAAGACUUUGUAACAGCUGGUGGAAAGAAUGCUGAACAACAAUACACCCACUUCACUGUGGGGGUCCAAACAGACUACAGGGAAAGUGAAACACAGACAGACCCAUACAGCCCUGAGUAUGUGAUACAACCUGGAACAACUCCCUCAGAGCUCUUGCAGCUGGCAGCUUUGACUUGGGGUCGUGGUCUGCCAGCAGGCUUGGCAGAAGUGGAAAUGAUAGAGCGGGCACGUGCCAAACGAGCUUGGGAGGUCAGCCUUCCUCCACUGGAUGACCUGAGUCAGCUUGACAAGAGGAGGCGUAUGAUGGAAGAGAUGGAGGCCAAAGAGUGGGCUUUCAGAGAAGCAGAAAUCCAGAAGUUGCAAGAGACUCGUCUUUCUGUGCUUAAGGACCUGUUGAGACAGAGAAGCGAGGCCCAGAAAGAAGUCACAAACGAGAGACUGCACCAAAUAUAUUCUAAGCUCCAAAAAGACAAGGAGACCAGGCUAAACAAGAUCCACAAUGACUACAUCAGGUCACUGAGAAAACUGGAAGCUAAAAGAAGAAAUGUGGAAGGGAAGCUAGAGCGGCGUGGCAUUGUCAGAGACUGUACAGAUUCUCGGGCAUAUGCCCCUCAGACCCGCAGGAACACGUUCAUUAGGAGUACCUGCAACAAUGAGUUAAAAAGCCACUACUUAGACACAUAUGAAGGCUUACUAGAGCUAGAAGCAGGACUGUCUGCCUCAGUCCUCAAACCAUGGGUGAAGACACCCAAACCCAAAGUCAACAUCAUCAAGGAUAGGAUCGAGCCCCCUGUGAGCAGAGAGGUAAAACUGAUGGAGAGAUACAAGGCCCUAAGGAAGGAAGAGAAUGAACUAGCGACAAAGAAGCCCUUGCGUUUUCUUGUCAAGAAGGAGAAGCCUGUUCCUCGUCCUGUCACUCCCAGAGUGGAGGAGCCACCAGAGGGGGAUGAGGAGAUAGAGCUUGCAGCCAUCCACUUGCAGAAACUGCUGAGAGGAAGGAGUAUGCAGUACGAGAUGUUUAAGGGCAAGGAGAACCAUCUGGAGCUUAUCCAGGAACUGAGGACUGUCCAUGCCCUGCAGAAGGAGGAACAGGAUCUCCAGAAAGCUGACAAAGAGCUUGUAAUCACCCUGAAAAAACAGAGAGACAAGCAUAGACACAAGACCUCUCAGGAGGAGGCGUCUCAGGCGAGACUGAUAGGCACAGAGCUUGAACACCUGUUUGACACAUUGUCCAAGGAACUGAUUCGUCUACAGGAGGAGCGCAGGAUCCAUGCCUUUGCAAUACUGGCUGAGAGAGACCGUCGCCUUCGAGAGGCUGAGGAGAGUGGAAGGAGACAGGCGGAGGAGCGCAGACGCAGAGAAGAAGACGAGAUCUUUAGACAAGUGGUGCAGGUACACCAAGAAACUGUGGAUUUGUAUUUAGAGGACAUCAUCUUGGGGACCUUGGAGCAGACAGCAGAGCAGCAGGCCAGAGAGGAGAUCCGCAGGAGGGCAAAGGAGGUCAAUGACAUUGCUUACGCCAUGGAGGAAAGCCGCAACAAUCUUCAGUCAGAGGAGAUUGUGUCGGAGUUGGUGUACAGUUUCCUUAUUCCAGAGGUGGAGAAGAUCAAUGUCAGGCAAAGAGUGCACCGGCGGCAGCAGAGACACUUGCAGGCAGCUCGGAGUAUCAUUCAUGGGACUUCAGAGCAUUCUGGGAUGCUUCCUAAUAUUCUGGGGGCCUCACAUCUGACCUCUCCCUCUGAAAAAGCCUCCAACCGAGUCCUUGAGCAGAUCAUCGGCCAAGUGGAGCAGGAGAAGGAAACAGAGCAACACCAUAAUCAAACUGAGUAAAGAAGGGACUGAACAUAUAACAAGUGUACUGAGAUGCACUAUGUCUAAAUUUGCUGUUCACUCCUAUGAUUUAAGUAUGAGUUUCAUAACCACUUGUGUUUACACGGAAGACAAUGUGCUCAAAUAAGAUAUUCAAUCCUGGAAACGUGUUACUUUCUUUCAUUAUCCUGCAGUGUAAUACAACAAUUGCGCAGCAAAA
Molecule: messenger RNA, 2561 nt
Organism: Toxotes jaculatrix (banded archerfish)
Lineage: Eukaryota; Metazoa; Chordata; Actinopteri; Toxotidae
Gene: cfap91
Product: cilia and flagella associated protein 91
Exons: 17
Coding region: 77-2362 (761 amino acids)
Source: RefSeq, a predicted model, not a curated record